Messenger RNA from Cryptomeria japonica (Japanese cedar), 2656 nucleotides. Its product is annotated as L-type lectin-domain containing receptor kinase SIT2-like. Gene Ontology annotation, molecular function: ATP binding; protein kinase activity; carbohydrate binding. Lineage: Eukaryota; Viridiplantae; Streptophyta; Pinopsida; Cupressales; Cupressaceae. The record is from RefSeq and is a predicted model, not a curated record. Gene Ontology annotation, cellular component: plasma membrane. Gene Ontology annotation, biological process: protein phosphorylation. The transcript has a single exon. The coding region runs from base 270 to 2264 and encodes 664 amino acids.
AGAAGGCAAAACACGCUAAAUUCAUAGAAAUUUUAGACGACAGAAAACGGUAGAUCUGAACCAUUCUGUAGCCUGCGUUUACUAAAAUAGAAUUUCUGGACCAUUCUGUAACCUGGGUUUACUAAAAUAGAAUUUCUUUUUCUUGACUGUAUUCCAAACUCUAUGUUAGUUUCUAAAGCCAGGAAGAAUAUUUCAACCAUUUUGUUGAUAAAUUUUGGUUAUAUAUUUGGAGGUGCAAAAGGCUGUUGAAAUCGACCUGGUGCUCGACAAUGGCAAGCGUGAAUAUCGUCCUUAUACUUUUCCUCCUUCCUUCCUCUAUUUUUGCACAGGCCAAUUUUAGUUUCCACUUCAACCAAUUCAACGCAUCGACCCUUGAACUGUUUGGGAAUGCUUCAGUGCAGUCCAAUGCCAUCGCCGUCAAUGGUUAUUUCCAAUACAGUCUCGGCCGUGCUUUUUAUGGACAACAUGUGCGUAUGAUAGAUCGUGGGUUUCCGAAUUCUGCUUUGUCUUUCAGCACAACUUUUGUGUUUAGCAUUGUUCCUUCUCCAGAUUUGGUAAGCGGUCAUGGACUGGCGUUUCUAAUGACGCCCCAGAAAUUUCCAGACGGAUUGAUAGGAGCUGAGUAUCUUGGCUUGUUUAGCGAUCUUUCAAGCUUGGGAAAUGCCUCUAAUCAUCUGCUUGCAGUUGAGUUCGACACAAUAAAGAACGAGGAUGUUCACGACAUCAACGACAAUCACGUUGCUGUGGAUAUCAACGACCUCAUAUCUCCAUACUCCCUGUCUGCGGGCUACUGGAUUGGUAACAGCCAGUUCCGCAAUGUCGAACUAAAAAGCGGACAGAAUCUUCAAGCUUGGAUUGAUUAUGACAAUCUUCUCAGCGAGCUUAACGUCACCAUUACAGAGGCUGGUUUAAAUCGCCCAGAAAAACCACUGAUACAAAUAAAAAACAUGUCUCUGUCCGACAUUUUUGAAGAAGAAAUGUACGUUGGUUUCUCAGCUGCUACGGGAUCCGUUAUUGAUAGGACUUAUAUCCUCGCCUGGAGCUUUGCUACAAAUGGAGCUGCCCCGUUCCUGAAUACAUCUAAUCUUCCAUCGUUUGCACAGAAAAAAUCGAAGGGCUCAAAUUCUAAACUAAUAGCCGCCAUAAGCACAGCUUGCGGCGUCCUGCUCCUAGUAGUUGUAGUGGCAUCACUUAUUCGGUUGAAGAGAAACAGGUACGGUGAUAUCAUCGAAGAAUGGGAGAAGGAAUACUGGCCUCAAAGGUUAGACUACAAAGACUUACAUUUUGCAACCAAGGGCUUUGGAGAAGAACAACUUCUGGGAUCCGGAGGCUUCGGUAAGGUCUACAAAGGAGUACUUCCAACAAAUGGCUUCCAAGUAGCGGUGAAAUGCAUUCUUAGAGAAACUUAUGAUGGCGUGAAAGAAUUCAUAGCAGAGAUAUCCAGUCUUGGCCGCCUUCAACAUCGAAAUCUUGUGCAAAUCAGAGGCUUCUCAAGGCUGGGCAAAAAGCUAUUCAUAGUUUAUGACUACAUGCCCAACGGGAGCCUGGACAAGAAGAUAUUCGGAAACCCAAAGACUGUGUUAGGAUGGAAUGAAAGGUACAGAGUCCUCAUGGAUGUUGCUGCUGGGCUGGUGUAUCUUCAUGAAGAGUGGGAGCAAUGUGUAGUGCACAGAGACAUCAAGGCCAGCAACGUUUUGCUAGACUCGGAGCUCAAUGGAAAGCUAGGGGACUUUGGACUUGCCCGUCUGUACGAGCAUAACGAAAAGUCGCAAACCACUCGUGUAGUCGGAACGCUAGGGUACAUCGCACCGGAGCUCAUACGCACAGGAAAGGCGAGCCCAGCCACAGAUGUUUUCAGCUUUGGUAUCUUUUUGUUGGAGGUCGCAUGCGGAAGGAGGCCCGUCGAUCCCUCCCUCGAACCUGCUCAAGUAGUUUUGGUAGACUGGGUGAGAGAGCUUCAUGCCUAUGGCAGUCUCUUGGAUGCAGCCGACCCGAAUCUUGUGGGAGAAUAUGUUGAAGCUGAGAUGGAGAGAGUACUUAAACUGGGGCUGUUCUGUUCUAAUCCACAGCCACAAGGAAGGCUUUGCAUGAGACAAGUUUUGCAAAUACUUGAAGAAGAAUCUCCAAUACCAGCUCUUGAUGAUCUGUUUUAUGUGGAGAUGAGUGGACACAGCAGUACUUGGAGGUCUUCUCUAUAUUUGAGCCACAGCACAGAUGCUUCCACUUCAGUGCCUUUAGACAGACAGCUGACUCUUCACAAGUAGGUCAAACAUCAGCCUUGUAAUACUUGUUCUCUGACUGUUGCAGUGUAUAUAAGAUGGAUCUUUGUGAGCUGUGUUUUCUCCUCUUUCUUCUUGUUAGGGAUUCGACUUGCUCUUUAGACAUGACGAAGUGCGUAUAUGUCACAUAUUUGGAUACAAAACCCGUAAUUGAAGUUCAACAUAGCUUCUAAUGGUAGAAUUUAUUCACUCGGUUCAAAAUUGUUGCUUUUAUACUGGAUAUCACAAAUUUGUUAUUGUAAUCCAUGCUGAUCCAGAUGCUUAUUACUGCUAAUGUUUUGAAAGUUCAUAGGGCAUGGUCAGUCGCCCGACCGGAAGCAACUGAUUAUUUGUGAAAGUAAUGGUCCAUGGUUUCAAUCGUAUAUCCUGGUGCGUCU